GCGGAGUGUGGAAGGCAGGCUAGAAGGGAGGGGGGGGAAUGACCGACAGUGACCUCAUCGGAGCCUCCUCGCUGCCUUGUUUCCGUCUUUUUCUUUAAACUGACUUAUUGAGGGGAAGAAAAUAUAUUAUAACAUAUAUAUAUAUAUAUAUAUAUAUAUCACACUUUCUCCGGAAACACAGAGACACGCGUCACGGCCGAAGUCUCCCGUCGUCGUCUCGCGCUCACAGGCGCAGAGCAGCAAACGCAGAAAGCGGCCGGUUCCCGCUUCUUUCUCCUCUCGCGACGCCUCGGUUGGUUCGCCGGGUCCGCGCGGUGCGGUAAUGGAUAAAGGGAAAUGUGCGCUCGAGCCGAAAUCGGCGGCGGUCCAUUACGCCAACGGGCUGCAGAACGGCUUCUGUUCGCCGCAGCGGAGCAGCGGGAGCUCCGGCGGCAGCGCCGCCGCCGGCCCCUCCGUCGCCGGCCUCGGCUGCUCAAGCCCCGGCUCGUCCUGCUCCUGCUCGGGCUCCUCCGGUGGCGGUGGCCAUGGUUGCUUCGAAAGCCUCCACCACCAUGUUCUUCAGGAGCAGCAGCACAACGGCUCUCCGGCCAAGAGGAGCAGGCUCCGGCGGAGGACCGAGUCGGUCCGGAAGAACAGACCCCCCUUCCCCUGGUUUGGCAUGGACAUUGGUGGGACUCUGGUGAAGCUAGUCUACUUUGAGCCCAAGGACACCCCAGCAGAGGAGGAACAGGAGGAGGUGGAGAACCUCAAGAGCAUCCGCAAGUACCUGACAUCCAACGUGGCCUAUGGCAACACAGGCGUCCGCGAUGUGCACCUGGAACUCAAGGAGCUGAGCAUCUGUGGACGCCGCGGCAGCCUGCACUUUAUCCGCUUCCCCACGCAAGCCAUGCACAGCUUCAUCCAGAUGGGUCGCGACAAGAAUUUCUCGAGCCUGCACACAACGCUCUGUGCCACUGGCGGUGGGGCCUACAAGUUUGAGGAGGACUUCAGAACGAUGGCCGACCUGCAGCUGCUGAAACUGGAUGAGCUGGACUGCCUCAUCCAGGGCCUCCUAUACGUGGACUCAGUCGGGUUCAACGGCCACCCGGAGUGCUACUUCUUUGAAAACCCCUCAGACCCAGAAAGCUGCGUGAAGUGGCCCUGUUGCCUCGACAACCCCUUCCCCAUGCUGCUGGUCAACAUCGGCUCUGGAGUCAGCAUACUGGCCGUGUACUCCAAGGACGAUUACAAACGGGUCACCGGCACCAGCCUGGGAGGAGGUACCUUCCUCGGUCUGUGCUGCUUGCUGACCGGCUGCGAAACUUUUGAGGAGGCCUUGGAAAUGGCUGCCAAGGGAGACAGUACAAAUGUGGACAAGCUGGUGAAAGACAUCUACGGAGGUGACUACGAGCGCUUUGGUCUGCAGGGAUCUGCUGUAGCUUCCAGCUUUGGCCACAUGAUGAGCAAGGAGAAACGAGACUCUAUCAGCAAAGAGGACCUUGCCAGAGCCACGCUGGUCACAAUCACCAACAACAUCGGCUCCAUUGCUCGCAUGUGUGCAGUUAACGAGAAAAUUGACAGGGUGGUGUUUGUCGGGAACUUCUUGCGAAUAAACACAAUAUCAACGAAGCUGCUCGCGUAUGCCAUGGACUUCUGGUCAAAGGGGCAGCUGAAGGCUCUGUUCUUAGAACAUGAGGGUUAUUUUGGAGCCGUCGGUGCGUUCCUGGAGCUGUUGAAGUCGAGUGACGACCCGCGAGACGACCCAUGAAUGACCUUCUAGAUGGACCUCACGCUGAAUUGAGGAGCUGCUGCAGGGCUGCAACGAAGCCAGUAUGAGAAAUACGGAAAAGCCAUUUUAAUAAUUUAAUGACUGUAAAUAGCGCUGACCCCCUUUCUCCCGUUUCCUUUGGCCUGUAAGGUUUUUAUCGACUAAUUUAAACACCCAAUGCAGUCAGGAGAUAAGGUGGAUAUUGGGAAUCCAAAUUUUCCUGGUACUGUGUGUAAAUAUACAUGUAUUUUUAGAAGGUGCGCCAAAGCCAAAAUCUGACCUUUUUGGUUUUAUGCCUUUUUCUGUCGAUUUUAAAUCAUAAGGACCUUUCAAGAAAAUGGACCUCAAUAAUAUAUUGUUCAUCCUGCUCUUCCCCCUAAUGUGAUGAGACUAACCGCAUUGUCUGUCGUUAAAGUACAUUGUACAUUGUAUUUAACGUAGCUUACACAAAUAGCAAUAAUUUCCUGUGCCGUAGGAGCCCAAAUUUUCGUAAUGCUGUCCUGUAUCGUCGUUCUUAUGUCCCAUAUGUGAAGCCAUUUUGAACUGGUUAGCAAGUAGGGACCAAAUUCAGCUCUUAAUGGCCAAUGUUGGACCCUUCUCAACAUCCAUGUUUUUCCCUAAACUGUAAUCCCACAAGUGAAUGCCAGCAGGGUUAAGACCCUGGUGCAAAGGUCGCGUCCACAGAAAAUCUCAGACUUUGCCAAAAAGGGGUCCGUUUUCUUCCUUCUGAGGUGUACUUUUAAUCAAAGUAAAUUUAAAAAAAAAAAAAAAAAAAAAAAAAAGUGUUAUGAUGAGUACCCCAGGAGAUUUUACUCUUUGACCUUUUGGUUAAUUUUCAUGACAUUUCAUGAUGGUAUGUUGGUUUCAAGUGAAACUACAAAGCUGGCCUGUGAACUGCUAUACGUUGCACACUCUCCUGCCUUUUUCAAAGGGUUUUUUGGGUAGUUUGACCUCUCUUGCAUCACCUAAACUAGUGACUGAUUUCACCUUGUUACGUGCCCAUAUAAGGCUGCCUUCUUUGCAUAGCUCUGUAUAGCUUUCCAGCAAGAAAAGUGUGUAGGUGCUUUUAGUGAAAUGGCUGUUUAGACAGUUCCCAUGAAGAAGAAGAAAAAAAACACUGGGAGGGGUGGACUUCUCAUUUGUGAAAAGUGGGAAGCGUGUCGUUUUGUCUGGGCUUUAGUGAAGUUCAGGUUGAAAAAUGAGACGAAACGGGUAAGAAAAGUGCAAAAUAUUGAAAUUGCCUAAAUUGUCACUGGGAUUAACCUAUUAGGAAAUUUCAUUAGCAAUUAAUGUAAGAUUAUGUAGAGUUUAAGUGUGACCUUUACUCAGUGCAACUUAUUUUUGCCUCUAUUGCCUUUCUGUUGACUUCCUACAAUUUGCCUCUUUCUUUUUUUUAACCAUACCGUUACAUUGGGCACAACCUUGCUCAUGCCAGUAAUGAAUGCUGCAGGUUGCCUUUUCCACUUCAAGACAAAUUGCAUCUUUUUCCAAGACUUGAGAUGCACCUUUAUAGCAUUAGUCAGUGUCAUCAUAGUGCAAUUUACUGUAAUAACCUUUUUCGGUGUUUUAGUUUUUUUUUUGUCUACAUUUCCAUCUUUCGCACCACCAUGUUGUCAUUUUUCAAGCAGUAGAUGUAGGUAAUUUUACUUUAGCCCCAUUGGUAAGUGUAACAUCUGAGAUUAUUUACAUGUUGGUAAACAUGAUGUUCGUUUCUGAAGGCUAACUUUAAUCAUUUUGGAAAAUGAAUUGUACAGCAUUAAUGGUUUAAAAACACUCUGUAACCUGUUACUAGAGAACUUUCACAUGUAAAACUGUAGCAGAUGAAAAAACUAGCUUCUUACAAGGACGAAUCAGUCAUUUUUGAGAACGCUUAAAUGUUUUGUGGAAAAAUGAUUAUCUCAAAAAUUAAGCCCAGACAAAACAAUUUUUAGUAUGCAUGUACUUGUUAGUUUUUUUUUUAACCUUUAUUUGCUGCUUUGUUCUUCUAACUGCUCAAGAAAAGCUGAUUUAUAUUUCAGGUUUAAUAUUUCUUUCAGCUAGACAAACUCCCAGAAUGCAUUUGUGAAGCAGGUGGGCUUUACAUGCAGCCCAGUACAGUUGUAAAGUCAAUUUUGUGAAUGUGUGUGAGAGAAACACAAGGAAACGUGUAUUCAACAGGGAGGUACGCACUGUGACCUUGCAUCUGUGAGAUCCUUUGUCAUUUGUCCUGCAGUUGAGCACUAGUGAGUCAUUUUAUGGUUUUUUUUUUUUUUAAAAAAACAUUAUGGAGCAUUUCCUGCUUUAAGAUUCUGCGUUUAGUGAAAACCGCAUUGGGUGGUGUGUGUGUGUGUGUGUGUGUGUG
Scleropages formosus (Asian bonytongue) is the source of this 4088-nucleotide messenger RNA. RefSeq names its product pantothenate kinase 1b (gene pank1b). Gene Ontology annotation, molecular function: pantothenate kinase activity; ATP binding. Gene Ontology annotation, biological process: coenzyme A biosynthetic process. The coding region runs from base 323 to 1747 and encodes 474 amino acids. Lineage: Eukaryota; Metazoa; Chordata; Actinopteri; Osteoglossiformes; Osteoglossidae. The transcript is spliced from 7 exons. Gene Ontology annotation, cellular component: cytosol; nucleus. The record is from RefSeq and is a predicted model, not a curated record.